Cydia splendana is the source of this 709-nucleotide messenger RNA. RefSeq names its product iron-sulfur cluster co-chaperone protein HscB (gene Hsc20). The record is from RefSeq and is a predicted model, not a curated record. Gene Ontology annotation, biological process: protein complex oligomerization; [2Fe-2S] cluster assembly. Gene Ontology annotation, molecular function: protein-folding chaperone binding; ATPase activator activity. Bases 25 to 681 code for a protein of 218 amino acids. Lineage: Eukaryota; Metazoa; Arthropoda; Insecta; Lepidoptera; Tortricidae. The transcript is spliced from 4 exons. Gene Ontology annotation, cellular component: mitochondrion.
ACACUACAUCGUAAAACAUUGAAAAUGAAUAUAAUACGAUUGUUACCUCUUAAAGGCAACUUAACAUUGUGCCAAACUCGUUACUUAUCCUGUUGGUCAUGCGGUCAAGACAUAAAACAGCUAGUAGAAAAUUUGUUUUGCUCAAAUUGUAAAUCGCUUCAACAGCCUCCGAAAGAAAACUACUUCAAGAUCUUGGGAGUGUCUGAAACGUAUGAUCAAAAUGAAAAUGAACUGGCUAAGAAGUUCAAAGAACUGCAGAAAUACUUGCAUCCAGAUAAAUUUGGAAACAAACCAAAAGAGGAGCAAGAGAUAUCGGAAAACUACUCUUCAUUAGUAAAUGAAUCAUACAACACCCUCCUGAAUCCACUGACUAGAGGAAUCUACAUGUUACGGCUUAGCGGAAAGGAAAUACCAGAGGAGACCGAAGUAAAAGACCAAGCGUUCCUCAUGAUGAUUAUGGAGAAAAAUGAAGAAGUGGAGAACGCUGAGACAGAGGAGGAAAUAAUGAAACUCAACAAGGAAAAUAAAGAACUAAUGAAUCAAUUGCAAAAACAAGUUUCACAGGCGUUCAAUGAUGGAGAUCUAAAAUUGGUUCUUAAACUUUUAAGUCAAAUGAAAUAUUAUACUAGUAUAGACCAGCAAAUACGAAACCUGAUUAGAAGUAAAGGAAUUAUUAGAUAAAUUUAAAUUUAUCAUAAUUACAUCUUUA